Megalopta genalis is the source of this 490-nucleotide messenger RNA. The record is from RefSeq and is a predicted model, not a curated record. Lineage: Eukaryota; Metazoa; Arthropoda; Insecta; Hymenoptera; Halictidae.
CUCUGUUCUGCAGUCGUCGAUUGUAGUGAACUCUCUCGUUUGAAUUUCUGAUUCAUAAGUACACCGUGACGUCAUUAUGCCGCCAAAAGUAAGUGGGAAAGCUGUGAAGAAAGCCGGCAAGGCUCAGAAGAAUAUCAACAAGGCUGACAAAAAGAAGAAAAGGAAGAGGAAGGAAAGCUACGCUAUUUACAUCUAUAAAGUAUUGAAACAAGUACACCCUGACACCGGUGUCUCCAGUAAGGCGAUGAGCAUCAUGAACAGUUUUGUUAACGAUGUGUUUGAACGCAUCGCCGCCGAAGCAUCCAGACUGGCUCAUUAUAACAAACGCUCGACCAUCACCUCCCGGGAAAUUCAGACCGCGGUCAGGCUUUUACUCCCUGGUGAGUUGGCUAAGCACGCCGUCAGCGAGGGUACCAAGGCAGUCACUAAAUACACCAGCUCGAAAUAAGCAAAAUUAUUUUGCUGGAACAACAAUCGGUCCUUUUCAGGA